GGUCAUACCCCUCUGCACUGUGCUGUGCUGGCUCACAACGCCCUGCUGAGGGAUCAGAGCAGCCARACACAGGGACAGGAGCAGCAGGAGCAGCUCCAGCAGCAGAGCAGGGAGCUGGAAUUCUGCAUCCAGCUCCUGGUGCGCACCGGAGCCUCCAUCUACAGCCGGGAUGUGAAAAGCAACAAGACAGUUCUUCACUACACAGUCCAGGACGGGAACAUCUCCCUGCUCAGGUACUUCUUGGAGCUGAACGCUUUCAAGUCCAAGGAUUUUGUCAACAACAAG
Malurus melanocephalus (red-backed fairy wren) is the source of this 285-nucleotide messenger RNA. RefSeq names its product NF-kappa-B inhibitor zeta-like. The annotation marks the transcript as partial. Lineage: Eukaryota; Metazoa; Chordata; Aves; Passeriformes; Maluridae. The record is from RefSeq and is a predicted model, not a curated record. Gene Ontology annotation, cellular component: nucleus. The transcript is spliced from 2 exons. Gene Ontology annotation, biological process: regulation of gene expression.